This is a messenger RNA of Sebastes umbrosus (honeycomb rockfish), 8686 nucleotides long. RefSeq names its product kinesin family member 13Ba (gene kif13ba). Gene Ontology annotation, biological process: microtubule-based movement; regulation of protein localization. The coding region runs from base 387 to 5825 and encodes 1812 amino acids. Gene Ontology annotation, molecular function: cell adhesion molecule binding; microtubule motor activity; ATP binding. Gene Ontology annotation, cellular component: adherens junction. Lineage: Eukaryota; Metazoa; Chordata; Actinopteri; Perciformes; Sebastidae. The transcript has 39 exons. The record is from RefSeq and is a predicted model, not a curated record.
CACACACAGAGAGAGAGAGAGGACAGUGGAUUCCUGUUGGGAAGAAGAAGUAGAUCAUCAACCAAGCGGUUCUCUGGGGAUCUCUCUCGGUUGUUCUCAGUAGGUUAGCGGGUGUCAGGCUCAGGGAUGAAUCUACCAAGCCUCCACCAGCCUCCUCUGUGGAUUUAAAUCAGCCUGGAAUAUGAGCAGGAGAAGAAGAUAAAGCAGCAUUGGCAGCUGGCUUCCUGCAGGAUUUUUGUGUUUUUCCAUGCCUGGUCUAUGGAGCAACGCUGAGCGAAGCUAGCUGGCUGACAGUCCAGUCCAGGCUAGCGCAACAUUUCCAGGCUUUUGGAUGAUUGUUUAGCUGAAGAAGAGCUGAUUUAUAUUGGAUCAGGAGAGGAGUCAGCAUGGGGGAGCCCAGCCUGGACGACGCCAAUGUCAAGGUGGCUGUUCGUGUACGGCCCAUGAACAGGAGAGAAAGAGAACUAAACACUAAAUGCAUCGUGGAGAUGGAGAAGAACCAAACGAUCCUCCAUCCGGGCGGAGCGAACCUGGGAAAAGCAGACUCCAGGAAUCAGUCCAAGGUCUUUGCCUAUGAUUACUGUUUCUGGUCCAUGGAUGAGACGGAUAAGGAGAGAUUUGCUGGUCAGGAGGUGGUCUUCCAGUGCCUUGGGGAAAGUCUUCUCCACAACGCCUUCCAGGGCUACAACGCCUGUAUCUUUGCCUACGGACAAACUGGUUCGGGAAAGUCGUACACCAUGAUGGGUUCAGUGGACCAGCCAGGUCUGAUUCCCCGGCUGUGUAGUGCUUUGUUCGACCGAACCCAGAAGGAACAGCGGGAGGAGGAGUGCUUCACUGUGGAGGUGUCCUACAUGGAGAUCUACAACGAGAAGGUCCGAGAUCUGCUCGACCCCAAAGGGGGUCGACAAGCUCUGAGGGUGAGGGAACAUAAAGUUUUAGGUCCCUACGUGGAUGGCCUGUCUCGCCUAGCUGUGGCCUGCUACAAGGACAUUGAGGUACUGAUGUCAGAGGGGAAUAAGUCUCGGACUGUCGCUGCUACCAACAUGAACGAGGAGAGCAGCCGAUCACACGCCGUCUUCAACAUCAUCCUCACACACACACUGAAAGACGUGAAGUCUGGGACGAGCGGAGAGAAGGUGAGUCGGUUGAGUCUGGUAGACUUGGCUGGAAGUGAGCGAGCAGCAAAGACUGGAGCAGCAGGGGAGCGACUCAAGGAGGGAAGCAACAUCAACAAGUCUCUCACUACGCUGGGCCUGGUGAUCUCGGCGCUAGCUGAACAGGGAACAGCCAAGAACAAGAACAAGUUUGUUCCGUACAGAGACUCUGUUCUGACAUGGCUGCUGAAGGACUGUCUGGGUGGCAACAGUCGCACAGCGAUGGUUGCAACUGUGAGUCCAGCAGCAGACAACUACGAGGAGACGCUAUCGACGCUGCGCUACGCGGACCGAGCAAAGAGCAUCGUCAACCACGCGGUUGUCAACGAAGACCCCAAUGCUCGCAUCAUCAGGGAACUCCGAGAAGAAGUAGAGAAACUACGAGUACAGCUGACUCAGGCAGAGUCUUUGAAGGCUCCCGAGCUGAAAGACCGUCUGGAAGAGUCCGAAAAGUUGAUUCAAGAGAUGACCAUCACCUGGGAGGAGAAGCUUCGCAAAACUGAAGAGAUUGCACAGGAGCGCCAGAAGCAGUUAGAGAGUCUGGGCAUCUCUCUCCAGUCAUCAGGGAUUAAAGUUGGAGAUGAUAAGAGUUUUCUGGUCAACCUUAACGCCGAUCCGGCCCUCAAUGAACUGCUGGUGUACUAUCUGAAGGAUCACACAAAGGUGGGCUCGGCAGACUCUCAGGACAUACAGCUAUGCGGGAUGGGUAUCCAAGCAGAGCACUGUGUCAUCGACAUCACAGCGGAGGCUGGAGUCAUCCUCAGCCCCUACCGCAAUGCUCGGACGUGUGUUAAUGGUUCUCCAGUGACCAGCGCUCUGCAGCUUCACCAUGGAGACCGAAUCUUCUGGGGAAACAACCACUUCUUCAGGAUCAACCUGCCUAAGCGGCGCUCUCGGGGAGCUGAGGAUGAGGAGGGUGAGGGUGGCGUGAUGAAGAACAGUGGCAGCAGUGAGCAGCUGGAUGCAGAUGGUGACACGGCCAGCGAAGUGUCCAGUGAAGUCAGCUUCUCCUAUGAGUUCGCCCAGACAGAGGUCAUGAUGAAGGCUCUGGGCAAUAACGACCCCAUGCAAGCAGUCCUGCAAUCUCUGGAGAGGCAGCAUGAAGAGGAGAAGCAAUCUGCUCUGGAGCGACAGAGACAAAUGUACGAGCAGGAACUCCAGCAGCUCCGCAAGAAGCUGAACCCGGACCGUCUGUCCAGCGGCCCCUCUGGAGGGCCGGCGUCCGGCCAGUCAGGUCCAGGACAGCAGUCUCACUACCGCAGCCUGGAGAGACUCAGUAUGGGAGGGAUGAGUCAUUCAACCAGCGCUCAGAGCAGACUGAGGCAGUGGAAUGAGGACAGGGAGGCGGUGUUGGUAAGGAGUCUGCGGCGCUUGAGGGAGCAGAUAGUGAGGGCAAACCUCCUGGUGCAAGAAGCCUGUUUCAUCUCUGAGGAGCUGGAGCGACACACAGAGUACAGAGUCACUCUGCAGAUCCCAUCAGACAACCUCAACGCAAACCGCAAGAGGGAUGCAGUGCUCAGUGAACCAGCAAUUCAGAUUCGACGUCGGUGUCGAGGGAAGCAGAUCUGGAGUCUAGAGAAGAUGGAGAACCGUCUAGUUGACAUGAGAGAGCUGUACCAAGAGUGGCAGGACUACCAUGUCCAUCACCAAGACAACCCUGUGAUGCGCUCAUAUUUCCGUCGAGCAGACCCGUUCUUUGACGAGCAGGAAAACCACAGUCUGAUCGGCGUUGCAAACGUCUUCCUUUCCUGCCUCUUCUACGAUGUCAAAAUGCAGUACGCCAUUCCCAUCAUCAACCAGAAGGGGGAGGUUGCAGGGCGUCUUCAUGUGGAGGUGGUGAGGGUUGGAGGGGGAUUAGAGGACAACAUGGCUGGAGGAGACGAACCCGACAACAACCAAGACUCUGAAAUCCAGGAUCGCAAACUGGUCUGCAUGAUUAAGAUCCUGCAGGCCACUGGUCUUCCCCAGUACCUGUCCAACUUCGUCUUCUGUCAGUAUUCAUUCUGGGACCAGCCUGAGCCCAUCAUCGUGGCUCCUGAAGUAGACCCAUCAUCCUCGUCGCCCAGCACCAAGGACCCACACUGCAUGGUGGUGUUUGACAGCUGCAAGGAGGUGGCAGUGUCAGUAACAGAAGAUUUCAUCGAGUACCUGACUGAAGGGGCAGUUGCCAUCGAGGUGUAUGGACACAGACAGGCUGACGCAGGAAGAAACCCCGCCCUGUGGGACCUCAGCAUCAUCCAGGCCAAGACACGCACACUACGAGACAGGUGGAGUGAGGUGACACGUCGCCUGGAGCUGUGGAUCCAAAUCCUGGAGAUAAACGAGGCCGGAGACUUUGUCGCAGUGGAAGUGGUUCCUGCUAGAGAUGUGCGGACCGGGGGAAUCUUCCAGCUUCGCCAGGGUCAGUCGAGGCGAAUCCAGGUGGACGUGCGUUCAGUUCAGGACUCGGGCACCAUGCCUCUGAUAUCAGAAAUACUGCUCGCAGUGUCAGUGGGCUGUGUGGAGAUGAGAAACACCACAGCAGACCAGGAAGGAGAUGAGAUGGACAGUUAUCAGGAAGGAGAUCUGGAACGGUUGCGGCGGCAGUGGUUAGCUGCUCUCACCAAGAGACAGGAAUACCUCGACCAGCACCUGCAGAGCCUGGUCAGCAAAGCAGAAAAGACAGAGGAUGAUAUGGAGAGGGAGGCCCAGCUGCUGGAGUGGCGCUUGACUCUGACAGAGGAAAGAAACGCCGUCAUGGUGCCCUCUGCUGGCAGUGGCAUUCCUGGAGCACCAGCUGAAUGGGUUCCUCUGCCAGGCAUGGAGACUCAUAUUCCUGUCCUCUUCCUGAACCUCAAACCUGAUGACCUCAGCUCUCAAGACCAGUUUGAGGUUCCUGAGGCCGGAGGUUGGGACGCCACCCUGAGUGGAGAGGACGAGGAUGACUUUUUUGACCUACAGAUUGUCAAACACUACGAUGGAGAGGUGAAAGCAGAGGCAUCAUGGGACUCUACCGUCCACGAGUGUCCCCAGCUCAGUCGUGGGGGGGCGUGGCCGGAGCAGCGGGUGUACCUGACGAUUCGAGUGGUGGUCCAGCUCAGCCAUCCCGCCGACAUGCAGCUGGUCCUGAGGAAGAGGAUCUGCGUCAACGUUAACCCGGGCCGCCAGGGUUUUGCACACAACUUCCUCAGAAGGAUGUCCACCCGCAGCACCAUACCCGGCUGCGGGGUCACCUUUGAGGUGGUCUCCAACAUCCCCGGGGACGCCCCUGGUUCAGAGGACAGGGAGAUGCUGGCCAACCUCGCCGCCAGCGCACACAACAACCAGUCAGGUGAAGACGAGGCUGCAAUUGAGAAAUACCUCCGCAGUGUCCUCAGUCUGGAGAACAUCCUGACUCUGGAUCGACUCAGACAGGAGGUGGCAGUGAAGGAACAGCUGACUAGCAGAGGGAAGAGCAACAGACGGAGCAUCAGUUCUCCUUCUGUCCACAGGCUGUCUGGAAGUAGACAAGACCUGUCCACAACCUGCCUGGACGAUAAGGGUCGAUGGGAGAGUCAGCAGGAUAUCUUCAUGCCUUCUCAGUUUCGCACCCUCCCCCGGCCCGCCUCGUCUCCUUCCACCUACUCCACCUCCCCUUCUUCGUCUCCUACUCCCUUCGGCGUGUCACCCCAACAGAACCAGGAACCAGAGCAAGGUCGUUCAGGACUUGCUGCCUCUUAUCUUUCAGUUAAGGCGCUGGUUCCUCAGAUGCCCAAACUGCUCAAGUCUCUGUUUCCAGCGCGAGACGAAAAGAAGGAGCUGAGACCAUCGCCACACAACCAGCAGCAUGUUCCUCGCAUCAUGACAUCAGGAGGGGACGACAAUCGGGUCAAGGCUGAGACGACUGCUGUCCUACGGCCCCCAACCAAAGACAGACGGGCAGAGUUCCCAGAAGUCCCUCCUCUUCCUGUGCAUGACCCGCAUGACAUCACCCCCCUCAGCCCCCUCAGCCAGUCAUCAAGCGGCUACUUCUCCAGUAGUGUUUCUACAGUCACCCUGUCUGACGUUCUCCAACCUUCCUCCUCGUCUUCCUCCCUCCUGGCUGCCGAGACUACGUUACCCACAACCCCCCAGCAGCAGGGCGCUGACAGGAACGAUGUUGUAAAUUCUCCUUCUCAGUGUGGCACCAAGACGGCCGCCGUCGUCGCCGCUCCGCCCGCUCCCCACAGCUCGGCCAAUCACAACAACGUCACUGCAGACAACUCCUUCUCUGAACACAAGCUGGUUAACUCAGGAGGAGGAGGAGGAGGAGGAGGAGAAGGCUUUGAGAGGCUGGAGAUCUUUGUGGACGAUGAAGAGCAUAGCCAUGAUGACGUGCUGCCUGAUUGGCUGACAGAAGGCGCGUAUGUUACAGUAGGAAGCAAUAAGGCCGGGACAGUGCGUUACGUGGGAACGACGCAGUUUGCUGAGGGAGUGUGGGUCGGGGUGGAGCUGGACACCCCUGUAGGUAAAAACGACGGUUCAGUAGGAGGUCAUCGGUAUUUCCACUGUAAACCGGGUUACGGGGUGCUGGUUCGCCCAGACCGGCUGUCCUGCCGCGAUCGGACCAGCCGGCGCACGGGAGACUUCACCGCUCCCGCCCACGUCCCCGUCUUGAGAGGAGAAGCCAUCGUUGCCCGCCGGGGGGAGAACCGCAAGUCCUGGAGCAGUUGAGACAGGGAGGGUAGGAGCUGGAUGGGAGAGAUGAACUCCCCACAGCCUUCCUCCUCCUCCUCCUCUUCCUCCUCCUCUUCCUCUCCUCCCAGCUAUGCAACAGGCUCACACACAUCAGAACUGACUUACUGCCUCCCCUCCUACACUUUGAAACUACACUCACUACAUUACUACAAGUAAUGAAGUAGAAUAAAGACAAUGAAGAGACCAUUCAGGACGAAUGCAAGUAAGUUGAUGAAAGACUAUGCAGAGUAUAUAGAGGUCCGUGGAAAGGACUAUUUAUCAUGUGGGAAGAUAAUGCUAAAAUGAAUUGCGGUCAAUGGGAAGACUGCCGAGAGUGAAUGGAAGUCAGUGCAGACUUUGUCGUUAUUAGGAGUGUCGGAGCUCUGCCGGGGGGGGGGGGUGGAUCGGACGCUGCAGACUGGAUGAUUUGCCUCAGAGAUUCUUUCUGAGCUGAUAUACAGGGAUGCAAACUCGUCACAUUUUAGCCAGGAAUCACUUUUUUGAUCUUGGUUCACAUUUGAGAAUAUAUUUUAAACUUGGAGGGCAUUUUAUAUGCCAGAAAAAAUAACACUGCUAGAAUGAAAAGUCUUCGUCUUUUCCAGUUGGAUGCUGGCUGGUAAUCACAGCUACUAGAAAUUUAAGAUCAAAAGAUAGUGUAUGGCCAUUCUGAUUUAUAACCACAUUCUUCUAGCUGAAAACGCCGUUUAAAUAGAGAAUAUUGAAUUGUCCCUUAGUGUUUCUUUGGAAUUGUUAUCCUCCCUCCACGUCUUACUAUCAUAUGUGCUUCACGUUCUUUGUGAAUGAGGAAGCAGAAAUUAUCAAAUUUAGAUUUUUAGACACUUUUUUUUUGGUCUUUUUUUUUUUUUUUUAACCAUGCCAUUCCUACUUUGUGACAAUGUGUUUGCAUCCCUGGAUAUGACGUCUCUACCCGGUAGUCCUGAGACUCUAUGUCCCAGAAUCCCCUGCUCCGGCUGCCACUCCCCUGAACUUUCUACGUCUCCAGACUGACACCUCAUUAUUUGAGACUCAUCUUCCAUUUCCUGGACUCCUUUUCUUUUAAGAUAGAUCCUCCCAGAAUGUGCCUUCACCAUGGCUUGGUUUGCAUUUGUUUUUGUUUUUCGGUGUAUUUGAUUUCUGCUAGCUGUGUUUGAGUUUUAAGAGAAUGCCUUGUGCUAAGUGUGAGGUGAUCUCAGGGACUGCAGAGGGGAAAAGACGAGGAGGGGCGUGUCUGUGUAUGUAUGUGUGUGUAUGUUUGUAAAUGUUGUACAGUGUUGCCCUGCGUGCACAAAAUGAGUUCAUAUUGUCGUGUCGAUGUUGAAGAAUAUAUGUGUAAAGCAGGAAAAGUUGUGUCCCUGUUGGACAAAGCCACUAUGGGAGCAAGCUGUUUGUACUGGGAGGCUUUAAAAGUCGAUUUUUGCACUGGAGACGUUGGAUAAGAAGCAUCUGUAUGUUAGCAGAACGUGUCUGUGGUCACGGUGCAGCGAGACAGAGAGGUAGACGAGCGUAAACAGGUUAUACUAGUAAUGUGAAAGUAGUUGUUGGUGAUCUUAAAGUAGAGUAUAUUUUCCAUCUGGAUGUCUGUACUUGAAGCCAGUUUGCUGGUUGUCCUCUGUGACUGACAUUUGGACACCAGGGGGCGCUGUAGUACUCUGGUGGUGUUGGUGGGAAUAGGCAUGUGUAUGUGUUGAGGAAGAGAAAGUGAGAUGGACACGCCGAAGGAACCUCUGCUGGGUGUUUCACGCUUCAGAAGAGAAUUGAUUUGCUUCUAUGCAUUUGAUCUGUUUUUAAAGGAAUCUAGUCUUUAUUUCUAAAUGACUGACACAACUGGGAGGACGAGCUGUACGUUUUGGGAAAGUAUUGAACAAGAAAGACUGAUUGAACAUUCCUGGCACGUCUGUGGCAGACUUUGGGAUUUUUUUUUUUAUUAGCUUUUUAUUGAACAUUUCAUUCCAGAGGGACUUUAACAUUUUACACUGACCUUAUUGUUUGUGGAAAAGCAUUAGCAAUACACCACAGCACUGUUUCAUACUUUAUGUAUACAUCAAUACAUGAAGGAUGUAGACUGAAUACACAUGUGCCGCCAAUACUUUUCCAUAAGUUAAAGGGGCACUCCACUCAUUUCUUUACCCAUGAGGUUGGAGUUGGGUCGAUUUCCAGUUUUGCCGGUUCAGUCUGGUGUACGAGCUUACACCGGUUUGAUUUUAUGCCUACCGGUUGAACCGGCAUUUGUCAGUAUGACACGUUCAACAAAUUCAAAAGUAGCUGACAUCAGCAACCUUUGCCGACGGAGUCACGGUGCAAAAUCCAGCUUGUGUUGCAUAAGUAAUAAGCAAUAUGACAACGUGGUUUACAUAAUAUUAUGUUUGUUUAUAAACAGACUAACAGAGCCAUUAGUGUCUGUCAGGCCAGCGAGCCGGGGGACGGUGACAUCACACCGGCAACGUGAAGGAGAUUAAAUUUCAGUAGAGGUGGGAGGGCGAAGGGGCACACGUUGUUGGUUUACUAGAAAGUUCAUGUGUUUUUUGGGGUGACGAAUCAGGUCAACAAGAGAGAGAGAGAGCAAGCGUGCGACUGAUGAGGAGUAUGAAGAUAUCAGUACCGUUAUAGCUGUGAACAUAGCAGUGCAGUGUGUGUACAGUUUAAGCUGUCGGUGCUACAACUCCUCAAGACCCAAGCCAAGUUCCCGCAUCUUGCUUGCCACCUGCUGAUUAACGUGAAGGGGGUUAGCCCCCAAGCUAGCGACAACAGCCCAUGCUCACUUAAGGUGGGCUGUUAAGGUGGACCAUUUAUUCUCAUUUUGUGACAAGGGGCUGCUGAGUCAAGUGCGACACCAAGUGGUCAAAUUCGGUAAACCGAUC